Messenger RNA from Betta splendens (Siamese fighting fish), 2642 nucleotides. It is a transcript of the gene ccdc107, whose product is annotated as coiled-coil domain containing 107. Gene Ontology annotation, biological process: synaptic transmission, cholinergic; protein localization to cell surface. The record is from RefSeq and is a predicted model, not a curated record. The transcript is spliced from 6 exons. NCBI's taxonomy places the organism in Eukaryota, Metazoa, Chordata, Actinopteri, Anabantiformes, Osphronemidae. The coding region runs from base 179 to 1144 and encodes 321 amino acids. Gene Ontology annotation, cellular component: neuron projection; neuronal cell body; intracellular membrane-bounded organelle.
AAGUUAAACUGCCUUUUUUUUACUGCGGCGAGGUACGGGAAUUGAUGUAUGGACAGGAGAGGACUGUAGAGUAAACAGGCAUAUUCACUGUAUCCAAUGUAUUCGAGUGUUCACUGUGCGUUAUCUUGAAAGCGCAACGGUUCCUUCUCGUCUCUCGGGGUCAGUUACUCCUAGCAGGAUGGUUCUCUCUACAUCCCAGCAAGUCGCUCUGGCUUUCACGGCCGUGCUCUUCACGUUUGUCGUGCUGCCGAGGUUGUUUGGCGUCGGCGGCGGAUCUGGGAGCAAGGAAGCUAAAUUUGACCCUCGUUACACCCGGAAAGGUCCAGGCCCAGGUGCAGUCCGAGGUCAUCCCAUCAAUGUGAAUGCCCCUGGCUCCGCUCAGAGUCCUGAGAAUGUGCAGCAGAUGAAGAAGCUCAUGGAGCAGGAGCUGAAGAGCGACAAAUACAAGUCCAACAACAGCAAGGGCUACGUGUUCACGCUAAUGCCUCUUUACGCCAUCGGGGUCGGAGUGUUUGCAGCUUAUAAGUUCCUAAAGAUCAAGUCUGCAGAUGAUCAGGCCCAGAAGGAAAAAUUUGCCAAAGGUGCUAAAAAGUCAGCGGAGGCAGAGAACCAGUUGAACGAGCUGGAACAAAGACUUGCACAGACGGAAAGGAUGCUCAAUUCCAUCCUCACCCAGCUAGACCCACUCACUAACUGCGUGAAGUCGGUGGCCCAGGAGCAAAAGAACGAGAUCAUGUCUCAACUGCAGACCAUCCGGUACCUGAUGAAGAAGAGAGGAAUGGACUGUCCACCAGCAAAUGCCAAUGAAACCUCUGAGCGCAAUCUGGACGAGCUCAUUGAGUCUCUUGGAGACAAGAACGCGUCCGAAGUGGAGGGUUCUGAAGUGGACAAGCAGGCGUCUGAAAACGUGCAUCAGAAUCUCUCUGAAGCUAAAGACGAAGGCGAAGAGAGGAAGUUCCUCAUUGGAGGAGGGGCUGACAGCGAUGGGAUGGAAAAAGAAGAGGAAGAAGAGAAAGAUGUAGUGGAAGGGGAUAAAGAAGGACUAGCGCCUGUGGUCUUGCCUUCACUAGACCAUUCAAACAUUAAGGAGGUCAGUGCUGAGCAGACUGCGUCUGGUCUCAGGCGACGCAACAGGCCUGAAUGAACCUGCUGCACCGAUAGAUGUGACAGAUUUUUAUGAAUAUUUAUUAUUGGUUAAUGUUUUGCUUUUGAAAUGCUUUGCACUUUUUCAUACUGAGAUACUGUAGAAUGCAUUAAAAAUAAACAAUAAUCCUGUAAAGAAAUCUCAACCUUAACGCUUGAAUAAUGCUUCUGGGAGAGGCUACACGUUGGCUAUGCAGCCCAUCACCUCAUAUACUGUAUGUAUGCAGCUACGAUGCCACGGCACGUUGGAUGUUUAUAGCGAGAGCUGAAGCAUUAAUUAAGUGGGAACGUUGAGUAAAAUCGAGCUUUAGGGCUCUAUUUUCCUGCGGCACUCAAAGCGGUUGAGGCCCACGUCCAAAGCCCGCCUAAGUGUCUUAUUACUGCGUUUUUCUGUCUCAAGCUUUGAAUACUUCACAUCUGCACACUUUCUUCCUUUUAAGCAUCUGUCCUCAGGUGGUCCUUUUGUCUUCUCAAUGUUGCCUUACAGUAUAUACAAUGACCUAUAUGCACCCUGUUGCUCCUCUCACAUUCGCACCCGGUGGGAGGAAUCCAACAUGAUUUGGCUGUUUCAGCCGCGAGGCCGACGUGAAAAUAGAGCCCACUUCCUGUCGCUGAGUGAUUUUUUUUUUUUUUAAUUAAAAAAAAAAACAUACUGUCCAUAUUUUAAAAUUUGCUUGAUGUUAGAGUUACGUUUCAGGUGCUGUGUGUACUUUACGUUUUCACCUGCUAGAAGACGCCAAACAUUUUCAAGUAAAAAGGGUAAUUGGUCUCAUUCCACCACCAAACAAGAUAGCAGAUGUUGAACUCUUCCAGCUACUGAAAGGGGAUUUGAUGUGGACAAAUUGAGUCCAAAAUCUUGUAAUGCAACCACAUUUUCCAAAACAAUGAUGAUGGUGUUAGUUGUUAGACGUCUCAUGAUAGAACAAAAAAACUGAUGCUUUCAUGGCAGAACCUUUAAACUACAUGUAUGUUACUUUUCUAUUCUUUUUUAAACUAUAUCCUUCUUCUGCUGCUAGACGGGGUAAAAUUAUAACAUACAUCUAAAAAAGUGAUCUUAAGCUUGUGGCAUGCUGUUAAUACAUCAAAUUCUAUUUGUGCACGAUUUUGCUUUGAGUUACAUUUUGGAGCGUGGCUGCAUGAUACAAUAGUUUAUCCACCAAGAAGAAGGACAAUCACAGAAUCCACACUUACCAAUAUACAACUUUUGUAACUGCUUUCAGGUCCUAUUUAUUAAAAGCUUAGACAGUUCUUAACAGGUUUAGGCCACAGUAGAAAGGAAUCAGUAAACAUUUUGCCUUACUCUAAAUUUCUGUCAAUACUGCGAUGUAACUGUAGAGGCUUGUCACAAUGUUGUUCGGUCGCAUCCUGUACGCUAAGGCUCUAGAACGAAUAGUGCAUCGAUCUCCGCAUCUGAUCACUGUUCCGUCACAUAGUUCUAAUAGAUUAACACACUGUGCACUUAGGGGUAAUACUGUGACUUGAGUAGGUCAUAGUAGCCA